AUGUCGCCCCUGGCAGGCAACCUUAUCAGGCAGUGCUUGUUAGUGGACCCGUGCGACCGGCCAACAGCAAUGGAGUUGCGUUUGCAUCCCUUCUUUGGAAAGUGCCGCACGGUAAAGCUGUGCUCCGGUGUGAGGACGCUCAGCAUUGAAAGCUCAGCGAGUGUGGAGGAAAAUCUGGUCGCAUGGAAUAAGCGACGAGAAUCGAAGGAGUCCACUUCGACGAACUCGAGCUUUACUGCCAGCAGGCGCAUCGCGCUGGAGAAUCCAACAUUGGAUGCCAAUGUGAUGCUGCCGUCUUGCGGUUUAGUCAACAUCGGCGACUCACGCGUCGGUCGUGAAGCGCCACAGGUCCAGCGCGGCUCGGUAUGGCUGGAGGUGGAGGAGAAAAUACAGCGAAAGGAGCGUGCUCGCAAGCUGUCGCUGAAAGCGAGCCCUCUGUUUCUGGGUGGCCGGAGCUUUCCUACGCCGCCGACACCGCCAGCAGAGCGAUCCCCUCAGCCAUUUUUCCACUCGGCUGCUCGCCUGGGCAACCUUACUUCCUCCGCGCGACUCCGGAGCCACAGUAUGUAUCUCAGCACCCCCAAAGCUUGCGAUGC
Molecule: messenger RNA, 596 nt
Organism: Symbiodinium sp. CCMP2592
Lineage: Eukaryota; Dinophyceae; Suessiales; Symbiodiniaceae
Source: the annotation of a GenBank genome assembly